AUGGAUGAGUGCAAGGAUGAAGGGAGGAAAGGCAGGAGGGAGGGACGCAGGGAUGAAGGAUGCAGGAAGCAAGGUGUCGGGGAGGCAGAACCACUGCUGCAGGGCCCGCAGCCCCUCCCAGGCAGCCCCGGCCUCCGCCCCGCAGCCUCGGAGGCUGACUCCUGGAGUCCGGAGCUGCGCUCCAGCGUCCCCAGGCAUCCCGUCCGCCUUCCCUUUCCUCUCCGCUGCCCACCCCCUCCUCCCUCACCUGGCCGCGCCCGCGCCGCUCUCCGCAGCCCGCCCGCCCCCCUCCAUCCCUCGGAGCGCCGCGAGCUCACCUGGCCGGGUCGGGGGGCCCAGGGCUGCUGGGCCGGCCGCCUUCGGGAGCGGGGCGCCCUCAUGCCCCUGCGGGCGGGCGGGGCCGGGGAUGCCGGGAGCGUCCCGGAGCGCGGGAGCGGUCAGCUCAGGUCAGGUGAGGCCCCCUCCCACCCCUGCUCUCGCUGCCCGGGAAGGGGGAAGGCUCGGCCCCCGCCCCGCCCCGCCGCGCCCCGGCCCGGCCCCCUCCCACGCCCAGGCAGAGCAGUGGGCGGCCGCCUCGCCGAGCCACGUCGCUCGCUGCCUCCGCUGCCGCAGCCGCCGCCGCACCAGGAGCGCCCGCGCGCCGUCCUCCCUCCCAGGGGCUGGGCUCCGAGCGAGCGAGCGGAGCCUCCCCGCGCCGGGCGCGUCAUCCCCAAGCCCGGCCCAGAGCGCGGCCGGCCCACCCUCCGGACCCAGGGGAGGAGGGGAGGCAGGCGGGAGCGGGCCCGGGCGGGGGAGACGGAGCUGCCCCCCAGGGAGCGUCAGCGCUGA
This is a messenger RNA of Sarcophilus harrisii (Tasmanian devil), 828 nucleotides long. Its product is annotated as basic proline-rich protein-like. The record is from RefSeq and is a predicted model, not a curated record. The coding region runs from base 1 to 828 and encodes 275 amino acids. Lineage: Eukaryota; Metazoa; Chordata; Mammalia; Dasyuromorphia; Dasyuridae. The transcript has a single exon.